UUUUUGAGACAUUUUACUUAAAUCUUACGUUUUAUUAUUUGCCACCCACGGCCUUCCAUCGCCCAUUUACAAUGGUACUGCGGGUGGGGUGAGCACGAGCAACAGUGUAAGGCAGAUAUAUUAUUAGGCAAUCAAGGAUAUGCAAUUAGUAAACAAGAAGCUGUCAAAAUGGAGAAAACGAUUUCUGAAACUUUAGGAACAAUGACUAACCUUAUGUCAUCUUUCUUUGAACACUUGGAUAAAAUGCGAAGUGAUUUGGAAAACAUCAAUGGAUAUUUAUUUCGUGACAUGCAAUACUCUUCAAUUCAAACUUGUUGGUUUUGCAAAAUUCCUGGACAUCAUAAAGCAACAUGUAAGAGAUACAAGAUGGCACGUCACUAUUGUUCAUUAUGCGCCACAUAUGGACACCGUAAUAAGGAUCAUUGUGAGCCAACAACGAAUACUAAUUGCAUCAAAAUUCCGAACAACAUGCACCCUGACCUUAAAACGGCAUCCGUGCGAACCAAGAAAAUAAAGGAAACUGACAAACCGAACCACAGCAAGUAUUCGCAGACACAGACGUUUGACAUGGAUAAAUAUAUAACUGCUGUCAAAAACUACAAGAAAAUAGAAAGCGAACUUUAUGGACAAAAACAUGGUAAUGACAUUUAUCGUGAGAAAAUUCGCACAAUGGAGACGGAUACAGCUGAUCUUAAAUUACAAUUGAAGUCACAAAAGAAAAGUAUUUUAUCUUUAGAAGAGGAACUCACUGCAUAUGCAACAAAUGAUCAAAAAGCUGAUUUAAAUCCAGAUCAUCUAAUAUCUCAACUACAGGAAUCGCAGAAACUUAUUACAUCUCUUCAAUCUCGGAACAACGAAUACUCGACAAUGAUACGUGAUAUGAAUGCUAAACUCGACAAUCAACUUCAGAGAAAUAUACUGGUUGGAAAAUGUGAUUAUGCAACAAAUUCAACGGAUUCAAAUUUGGACCUAUGGAAACUUGGACUGCAUAUGUUUGGAAUGCCUCAUAUAGCCCCAAGUAAGUGUAAAACUAAAACCACUGAGCAGCCAUUCGACAACACAAUAUGUAGGUCUUAAGAAGAUCAACAUUUUAUCUACAAUGGAAUAAGAAGUUACUUGAUUACGUCAUUGCACAAACUCAUAAGAACUGCAAACAUUUAUUCAUACUAUUCUAGUAUAUUUUGCAUUAAGAACAUGUUAUUUAAAGGGUUGAUUCAUUUGAAUGAAAAACCUUUAGCUAUCAGAACAUUUCAUGGUGUAUUUUAAGCCUAACAUGGUGUGUAAUUCAAGCUGUAAUAGUGUAUUUCAAGCCUUUAUGUGGUGCAUAUUAGCCAAUAUGGUGUUUCCUAACAUUGCCU
Messenger RNA from Owenia fusiformis, 1358 nucleotides. The record is from the annotation of a GenBank genome assembly. NCBI's taxonomy places the organism in Eukaryota, Metazoa, Annelida, Polychaeta, Sabellida, Oweniidae.